This is a messenger RNA of Panthera uncia (snow leopard), 6786 nucleotides long. RefSeq names its product CAP-Gly domain containing linker protein 3 (gene CLIP3). Gene Ontology annotation, molecular function: microtubule plus-end binding. Bases 3548 to 5191 code for a protein of 547 amino acids. Gene Ontology annotation, biological process: cytoplasmic microtubule organization. Lineage: Eukaryota; Metazoa; Chordata; Mammalia; Carnivora; Felidae. The transcript has 14 exons. The record is from RefSeq and is a predicted model, not a curated record. Gene Ontology annotation, cellular component: nucleus; cytoplasm; microtubule plus-end.
UUUAAGGGGCCUUUACUCUCUGCCAGACAGAGUUAAUAACUUACUGAAGACUCACUGUGACCUUGGUACUGCGGUUGUCCCCAUUUUUCAGAUGAAAAGUCAGGCACAAAUCUCGCCCAAAGUCAAGCAGCCAGUAAGUUGCAGAACCUCGAUUCAAACAGUUAGAGAGCUCCUGCCUGGCCCCUAUGGAGUGUGAGUUUGCAGCCCAUCUAGUAGAGUCUCCCGAGCCCUAUCUAAAGGCGCUUUUGCUCCUAUAGUUUACUUCUGAAUAUUGGAGGAGGGCAUUGUGUCUUUAAAAGUUUGACCAGGCCUUUUCCCUGCUUCAAACCUUAGGGCCAACUUUGAGGUCCUAGGGCUCUCAGCCCUGCCUGGACAAGAGAUAGGAAGGGGUUUCAAAAAGGAGCCCCCAAAGUAGCUCUGUGGCUAAGGUGUCUCUGCCUGCUGGCCAGUAGGUUGUACACAGCUAACAGAUACGAUUUUUCUGGCCUCAGUGGUGCUUUAAAAUAAUUUUUGGUCUUUCCUGAAGGCUCAGCAGAUUUAGCAGCAGUCAGCUAGGAACAGUUAGCUAGAACUGCAGUGUGGCUGCCCCUGGAGGCUUUGUGUUUGAGACUGUGGCCUAACCAUGCUGGGGCACAAGAGGGACAUACAGAGUGUAGGGAUAGACCUCAGACUCAGGUCUGGGAUUCUUCAGCCUGCCAUAGUCCCUGGGCUGACAGUGUCUCUCUGCCUCCCCUGCCCCCGUUCAAUCCAUGUGUUUCAAUCUCCUCCUCUCUCCUCCCACAUUCAUCUUUAUGUUUCUGCUGCCCCAUCUCUCUUCCCUCCUGUCUCUCCAUUUCCCCAUGUCUCUCUUCACCUGCAUCUUUCUGUGUCCCCCGUCUAUGUCUCUCUCUGUCUUCUCCUGUGUUUGCCUAUCCCCAUAUCUGUCUCUUGACAGCCCCCCCCCCCGCCAUUUCCCUGUUUCUCCAUACCUCUUUAUUCCCCUAUGAAUGUCUCUCUGGCCUCACAUUUGUUUACCUGUCUCCCCACAAAUCUCUGCCCACAUCUCUCUGUGUUCCUUGACACCCGCCUCCCACAUCACCCUCCAUGUUCCUCACCAUUUCUUCCCCCCUUUUCCUUCCUUCCCUCUCUCCUUCCCUCCCCUCAUUCCCCUGUGUUCUCCAUCUCUAUCCCUCUUUGUCUGGGAAUGCCCAGCUCCCUGGAUGUGAGGAGUCCCAUUAUCUGUGGAGGGUCUGACAUAGCUGUGGUCCUUGCCCAAAGUCCUGCACUUCUCACACUGGAUGCCAAGCCCGAGCUCCUGGACACUCAGACCCCCAGUGCAUAAGGACCAGAUGUUGCGGGACAGAUGACAGAAGACAGAGGAAGAGCCACUCAUCAUACAUGGGUCUGCCUAGCCCCACCACCCAUGCCUGGGCCAUUGCAGCUCCCUCAAGGGUCUGGUUCCAAGUACCCCCUCCUAAGGGACCCCUUGAACCUUGGGGCUGACCAAGGCCCAAGCCUCAUCAGUCCCUGUUCCCCUUGGUGCCAGGUUCCUGCCAUUCCUAGUUUGAACCUUUACAGUCAGUAAAACAGUCUCAGAGCAGAACAAGAGUUGUUUAUUUGGGGAGAAUUAUACCUGGUUCUCAUACCCUUUGCGAAGUCUGGUGCUGAGCUGGGUGUACAGCAGUGAACACAGCUGACAAAGUCCUGCCCUCAUGGUGUUUCUAUUCUGCUUGAGUAGAAUAUAAACCAGUCAACUAAUAAACAAGAUAAUUUCAGAUUAUAAUAAGCGCUGUAAAGACUAAACGAAAAUGUAAUGGAGUGGGGGUGGCACUGGCAGAUGGGUGGAGAAGAGGACUCUAAGGAGACAAUGUUCGAGCAGAGACCUGGAUGAGAAGGACCUGGCCUGGAAGGCAUACGGACUGGAUGUUCCAGGGAGCAGCACACCCCCUGCAAGUGCCCAACAUCAAGGGUGUCAGCUGGAGGAGGGCAGUGUUGCUAUGGUAAAAACUGAAGCAGGGAAGGGAGUAUGUGUGGGGGAUGCAAUUUUAGAUAGAGCGGAGAAGGUCUCACUGAAAAGGCGCCAAGAAGUAAAAUCCUAAACUAGGGGAGAGAGGAAACCAAGCAUCUGGGGGAGGAGCAUUCUGGGCAGAAGGAACGGCCAGUGCAAAGGUCCUGGGCUGAGAAGGAGCAAGGAAGUCAGUGUGGUGGGCAGUGAAUGUGGGGGAGAGUGAGAGGAGGAGAGGGUGGAGAGAUGAUAGUGGAAAGUCCACCUAGGGCCUUGUGAGCUGUGGUUGAGAACACUAGCUUUUAUCUAGAGCGAGGUGCAGCAAGCAGAUGUCUCUGAAUGGAGGAGGGCCCUGAUGUGAUAUGUUAGGUCCCUGUGGCUGCAUUAUAGGGAGCAAGUUGUGGGGUAAGGGAGGAGCAGGGAGAACACAGUCCAGGUGGGAGAGGAUGAAGGACAGACCAGGAUGAGGGCCGGGGUGGGGGGUGAGGGAUGAAACUACCCCUGCCCAUUAGAAGGAUGAAGGGUGGGAGGCAAAGUAGCCCAGUCCUCUUUGGGCUGGAGUGGUAGGCAGUCCCAGCUCUGGUCACCAGGCAAGAGUGACAGCCAAACCAGGGUGAUGGAGCCAGGAAGGCUUGGACUCUGAGCUGGCUCCAGGAGGUCUUCCCCCAAGGGGAGAUACAGGUUCUGAGAGGGUUGGAGGGGUUCAUUGGCAGAUCUGGCCCCUACACACUGCUACAGCCAUAUGUAGCAUGGUGAUGAAGAGCCCGGACUCUCCAGCCAGGCCAUCUGGUUUCCAGCAGGCUGUCUGGUUUCUUAGCUCCAGCAUCUGCUUGCUGUGUGCCCUUGGGCAAGUAGCUUAACCUCUCUAAACCUGGUAAGUGCUCACUGAGCACUCAGUGAUGAUAACCACGGUAACUAAUGACCCUCGAUGAUGAAAGGAGUCUACAAAAUCAUCCCUCUGACACACCCCUUGUAUGCGGUGACCAUGGAGAAGGGUCAGGUCUGAGAUCUCAGAGAGAGGAAAACACUCAUAACCACCACCACACUGAGACCCCUGCCCUAACUGGCCUGGUUUGUGGGCCUGCGGGAAGGAAGGCUCUGUCCCAGGGGGACGGACAAAAAACUGUGCCCGCUUUCCCAUCCCUCUCCUUCUUGCCCUUGUCUCUGCUUCAUCUCUUUCUGUUUUGAUGUCUCACAUCCUUUUUCGUGGCCAUCUCUUCUUUUCUCUCUCCAUCCUCCGUGUCUAUCCUCUUCACGACGACGCUGCUUCAAGCCCUUUCAUCAAAGCCUGGAGCCUCCCAGUAUCUCCGCCCCCGCGCCUGGUUGGGGGUAUCACUGCGCAUGCGCAUCAGCGCCCCUCCUUCUCCACCCCCAUCCCCUGUCGGCGUCUGGGCCUCGUCCCCUUCUGUCUCCCUCUCCUCCCCCAUCACUUCCCCCAACACUGACACCCCAUUACUCCAGUCUCCCCAGUCUCAGCUUUGGUCCCCAGCCCCAUCAGUCCGAGGAUUGGCCUGAAAACCGCCCCCAAAUCUGCACCCGCCCCCCGGAGGGCCACUGAAGACCAUGACUAAGACAGAUCCCGCUCCCAUGGCCCCCCCACCACGCGGGGAGGAAGAAGAAGAGGAGGAAGAGGAUGAGCUGGUCCCUGAGGCCCCCAGCCCCACCCAGGAGCGCCGGCAGAAGCCUGUUGUGCACCCCUCGGCACCUGCCCCCCUCCCCAAGGACUACGCCUUCACGUUCUUCGACCCCAAUGACCCGGCGUGCCAGGAGAUUCUUUUUGACCCGCAGACCACCAUCCCUGAGCUGUUCGCCAUCGUGCGCCAGUGGGUGCCCCAAGUCCAGCACAAGAUUGAUGUCAUCGGUAAUGAGAUUCUGCGUCGAGGCUGCCAUGUGAAUGACCGUGAUGGGCUGACCGACAUGACACUGCUCCACUAUGCGUGCAAGGCUGGAGCCCACGGAGUCGGGGACCCUGCGGCGGCUGUGCGCCUUUCACAGCAGCUGCUGGCGCUGGGUGCGGACGUAACACUGCGCAGCCGCUGGACCAACAUGAACGCGCUUCACUACGCUGCCUACUUCGACGUUCCCGACCUUGUGCGCGUGCUGCUGAAGGGCGCCCGGCCGAGAGUGGUGAACUCCACGUGCAGUGACUUCAACCACGGCUCAGCCCUGCACAUCGCUGCCUCCAACCUGUGCCUGGGCGCAGCCAAAUGUUUGCUGGAGCAUGGUGCCAACCCGGCGCUGCGGAACCGAAAGGGACAGGUGCCAGCAGAGGUGGUCCCAGACCCCAUGGACAUGUCCCUGGACAAGGCAGAGGCAGCGCUGGUGGCCAAGGAGCUGCGAACACUGCUGGAGGAGGCUGUGCCACUCUCCUGUGCCCUCCCCAAGGUCACACUACCCAACUAUGACAACGUCCCAGGCAAUCUCAUGCUCAGUGCAUUGGGCCUGCGUCUGGGAGACCGCGUGCUGCUGGAUGGCCAGAAGACGGGCACACUUCGGUUCUGCGGGACCACGGAGUUCGCCAGUGGCCAGUGGGUGGGCGUGGAGCUGGAUGAACCCGAGGGCAAGAAUGAUGGCAGUGUUGGGGGUGUCCGGUACUUCAUCUGCCCUCCCAAGCAGGGUCUCUUUGCCUCUGUGUCCAAGAUCUCCAAAGUAGUGGAUGCGCCCCCCUCAUCAGUCACCUCCACACCUCGGACUCCUCGGAUGGACUUUUCCCGUGUCACUGGGAAAGGCCGCAGGGAACAUAAAGGCAAGAAGAAGCCCCCGUCAUCCCCAUCUCUGGGGAGCCUGCAGCAGCGAGAGGGAGCCAAGGCUGAGGUUGGAGACCAAGUCCUUGUUGCUGGCCAGAAGCAAGGGAUUGUGCGCUUCUAUGGGAAGACAGACUUUGCCCCAGGUUACUGGUAUGGCAUUGAGCUAGACCAGCCCACUGGAAAGCAUGAUGGCUCUGUCUUCGGUGUCCGGUACUUUACCUGUCCCCCACGGCAUGGAGUCUUUGCACCGGCAUCCCGAAUUCAGAGGAUUGGUGGAUCCACUGACCCCCCUGGGGACAAUGUGGGAGCCAAAAAAGUGCAUCAAGUGACAAUGACACAGCCCAAACGCACUUUCACGACAGUCCGGACCCCAAAGGACAUCGCAUCAGAGAACUCCAUCUCCAGGUUGCUCUUCUGCUGCUGGUUUCCCUGGAUGCUGAGGGCAGAGAUGCAGUCUUAGAGGCCUGGAUACCUGACAGAGUCACAGAGUCCCCUCUAGCAUCUCCUGACACAAGGAGCCCCUGAAUCACCCUGAGAUAGAGAUUCCCAGUAACACAUCCAGAAUAGAGACCCCAUUAGCCAGCCCUGGAUCACUGAGGCCCCAUUAUUAACAGAUUCCCUCAUGAUAACCCCCAAAUACAGACCCCAAGGUACCCAGAAAGAGAUUCCUUGAGUGUAGCACCUUCAGGCUAGUCCCUAUCCCCAACCCCUCAGAGCAGACCCCCAAUAACAUAUUUCCACAUCACCUCAAAUGAUGGUGACUUCUACAUAAUGCUCCAGAGCAGAACAUUCCUGAAUCAUUCAUUACUGGAUCAGAACCCUCCCCCAUUAACAAAGACUCCUCCUCUGUCAAGUCCCCUUGAAAUAAACAUAGGUCAUGCCUCCAGAGCAACAGAGUAACAGACCUACAUUUAACAUCAGUCCCCUCAAGAUGUUGUGACCCCCCAUGGUCACCCCAAAAGCUUACACUGCAAUCAGAGACUCCCUACAUUAACAAAGACCCCUGUUCUUACAAAAGAGACACACAUUAACCAGUCCACUGUCACCCCCAAUUUACAGACACCAAAACAGUCCUGGAAGUGCUAAUUACAGGACCCCUAAGUCUUCCUACCCUCUGCGCCCUCAAGAAACCCCCAGUGCCUUGUAUGAAGCCCACCCCACAUGGCCCACAGCCCCUGUGCUGGUCAGGCUCCCAGAAAAUUCUCUAUUUUUUAAGUAACGACUUCCCCCUUUGGGGGACCCCAAAAUUUAGAGGCCCCAUUCUGUGACUCUCGGGAUCCCAAACCCCAGAGUACAAGUCCCAUACUCCCCUGUGUCCCCAAGUCCUACAGCCCCUAGAGGAUCCCAAGGCCCUAACUACAGGGAUCCUCAAAUCAUGGAAUCCCCAAAUCCCCAGGGAAUCCCAAAUUAAAAAAUUCAAUCCCAAGCCCCCAGGAAACCCCAAUCACGGAGGUCCUUGUGCCUGGGAUGGAGGAGACUGCAGUGAGGAUAUGCAUCCCGGGCUCCCAGGGCACCUCAAGCCCACUUCAUAGGCACCAGGAGACCCCAAACAGGAAUUCUCAUCCCUGGAAACUGGAGCACUUCAAUGCCCUGAGUCGUUGGAUCUCAAGACACCCAAAUGCAAAGAGCCCCAGCCCCAAGGGAACCCCACAUCCUAAAGCCUCCAUCUCUAAUACAUGAAGGGCCCCAAGGCCUUGAGGGGAUCCCAAAUCCUGGAACCCCUAUUUCAAUCUAUGUUCUGGUCACAGGUCCAAAACACCAAAUCUGAGUCACUGGCCCCAAAGGACCUCACAGCACUCGAGCCAGACCAACGGUCUGAGGGAGAACCUGAAGGCCCAGGGGGUCCAGGGUGGACCCGGGGCCCUGACCACCAAGGACAGCUCACGACUGCCCCUUCACUGCAUGUCCCUGAAUUCAGCAUGACCCCUGUCCCCUUCAAUAAAGAUGUUUCUAUGGUUUCUCUGUGUACGGUCAGUAUUUGGAAAGUUGUGGGCCUCCCUCCGUAUUGCUGGGGAAGUACGAGGGAGGAAGUCCUUCCUUCAAACCAUCCUCCCU